Messenger RNA from Hippopotamus amphibius kiboko, 315 nucleotides. It is a transcript of the gene ZNF593OS, whose product is annotated as ZNF593 opposite strand. The record is from RefSeq and is a predicted model, not a curated record. Lineage: Eukaryota; Metazoa; Chordata; Mammalia; Artiodactyla; Hippopotamidae. Bases 1 to 315 code for a protein of 104 amino acids. The transcript has 4 exons.
AUGACCUUCAGCCUCCUCAAAAAGGGGCCAAAAGACCUGGGAAGGCAGACGCUGGUGAGCAUCCUCCGAGGGCAUGGCUCUCUUGCGUAUGAGAGGACAUCAGGGAGACUAGCGGUACCCACCAUGCGAUUUCGGCGCCUGACCCCUGGCUACUUCCGAGUGCUACAGAUGCAGAUAGCCGGGGAGCUGAAGGCAGAGCCCCGGAGUCCGCUGGUGGGGAUUGUGGCUGCACUGCUGGCUGUCCUCGGGCUGGGCGGCUCCUGCUAUGCUGUCUGGAAGAUGGUGGGGCAGCGGCGGCCGCCACAGGCUCCGUGA